AGACCUCAGACAGUUAGAAGAAGCUCAACGUCUCGAGACGGACACCUUGUCUCCACGAGAGUUAAAACCCGGAGUGAUUUUGUUUAUAUUAUUCAUUUGUUGUUGUCGAAGUAGCGAGCAAUGUGGCCCGCGUGUGUGAGAUAGAUUAAAGACUCGAUCGCAAGACUAAGCGCUUACACUUUUGGUUACAAGGAUAUAUCGGCCGCGGGUGUCAUGUCAUCCAGUCCUGAUCUGCAGACGCCUCCAGGUGUCGUAGAACUUCGUGAGGACGUCCCGCUGAAAGCGGGUAGCAGCUCUACCAGCACCCGGCUAUGCGCUGGCGGGCCGCGGCUCAUUCUCGCAGCGUUCGCGACGCUCACCGCCGCCAUCACACUAGCCCUGCUCACGCAGAUCUACUAUGGAGACUACGAGGUGGUGCCGCACGGCUCAGUGUCAUCGUCUGCGGCGUCGUGCUCGCGGGCGGGCACGGCAGCGCUGCAGGCGGGCGGCCGCGCGCUGGACGCCGCAGCAGCCGCCGUCUUGUGCCUCGCCGUGCUUGCGCCGCAUCGCACGUCGCUAGACGCGAGCGGUUCUUUGGUAUACUGGGAGUACAGAUCGUCACGAACGCAGCUGCCUAUAGUGGUGGAGUGGGGCGGCGGAGAGGAUGCAUCAGGGAAGCAAAUAACGCUUAGACCUCCGCGCCUGUUGGUCGCACUGGCUGCUCUGCACGCGAAGCUCGGCGUGCUGCCCUGGGCACAAGCUUUACAACCGGCUGUUGAUCUUGCGAAGGAAGGUUUCCCAGUGUCAGAGAGUCUUGCUUUGGAAGCAGAAUCUCGGGGUAUCACCGGGUACACGCCCACCGCACUUCGCACCGAACCUGCUCUAGCUGAGUAUUUGGAAUCUCUGCAAACGAAUACCACAGCAGAGCUGUGCGUGGCGUGGUCCUGUGACAGCGUGGUCCGCUGGCGCGACGACGCGGCCGCCGUGUCGGUGGGCCCGUGGCGCGCGUGGACGGCGGGGGUGGGGGGUGCCUUCGCCGCCGAUGCGCUACAUAUUGCCUUCAGUAUCGAUUCUUUACAGAUCACUCCAAGCAAUGUUCUAAAAGGGGUGGUGGAAAGCCUGAAGACACAAUGGCAGACGGCGGGCAUGCAAGCGCCGAGCGGCGUCGCUUCUGGCUUGGCCGUUGUCGACGCAAGCGAUACAUACGCCGCGCUUGUCACAGGUCUAUCAAUGCCUUUCGGCUCGGAAGCUGGUGCGGCCGGAAGUGAAAGCUCACCUUGGUCGCGAGAUGAGCCGAAUGCUCCUCUCGACCUGGCGCCAGCUAUUAUCGUCGACCAACAUGUGUGCGGAACUCGGUACGUGAUGGGUGCGGAGUCCGGGGCUGCGCUAGCAGAGGGCGCGGCGAGCGCGCUGAGCGGCGGCGGCGGCGCGAGCGCGACGGGCGCGGUGGACGCGGUGGAGGGUGCACGAGUAGUGGUGCUGCCCGGAGGGGCUCUGGCUCUGGAACGUGGACACGCUCCCCCCGACCUGCCUGACCUGGCGACGCUCCCGACGCUCAAUGCCUCCAUACCUCUUCCUGCCUUGAACUUUGUACAGCAGCGCGGGGACGCUCUCCUCUCGCACGCGGACAGCCGCGGCGGCGGAGUGGCAUCGCGCUUCUAAUGAUCUUAUUUAUUGUUAAAAUUAUUGUUAAUAAAUUAUUGCACUUAUUACUGUUA
This is a messenger RNA of Nymphalis io (European peacock), 1697 nucleotides long. Its product is annotated as glutathione hydrolase 6-like. The coding region runs from base 214 to 1641 and encodes 475 amino acids. Gene Ontology annotation, cellular component: extracellular exosome. The transcript is spliced from 10 exons. The record is from RefSeq and is a predicted model, not a curated record. NCBI's taxonomy places the organism in Eukaryota, Metazoa, Arthropoda, Insecta, Lepidoptera, Nymphalidae.